GUGUGUCAAAAUGCAGAAGCUGCAAAAACUCGCGCCGUGAGCAAUCACUCGCGCGACGGCUGUCGGUCUCGUUUGCGUGAUUAGUAAGCUCGUGUUGAGAGCGAUGGACGGAUCGUGCGCUGUAAAGCUGCAAACGCGAUAUCGCCUUAUUUGCGACACAUAAUGGACCCGAUAGUCGUUGUCUCGUUGUGGGUCAUUCAGAGGCGGAUACGCGUUCCCGAUUGAAUUUUUUUUUCUUAUCCGCCUGGAAAUUAACAGCGCGAACGCGAACGACCAUAAAACUCCUCUCGAUUUUUAUCCCGCGACUGACUGACCACACGUGACGCUUUCUGUGCGAAUAAGCUUGGACUUUCGGACAAUGAACUUCUCUGGAUUACGCGUUUAUGUUUGUAAUCGUAUACAAAAAAAGUGUUUUUGUCAUCGACGGAAAUGAAGGCCGUCGCGACGAUUUCCUGAAUUAUAAGAAACGCUAGAAUGAUUUCGCACUUUUCUUUACGUUUCUAUAUUUUAAUCGAUCGUUGACGAUAGACUGAUUAUACAAGUUACUUGUGGAUAUAUUUUAUAAUACGAUUGCAUACUCUUCACAAAUUCUUUUAUCUUUUUAAAAACAUAAAUAAAUAAAUUAAUUUUAUACUUGCAAAAAUAAAUUUGUAUCAAUUUAUAGAUCUUAUUAAAUGAAUCGUUGUUUUAUAUCGAGGCUACCGAAGGCAAAUUUGCCGUCCGUGGCAAGUCAACGUUUUAGGCGUACGCAGUUUGACGGCAGAUUGAUAACUUUUCAAGUUUUGGGUCACGCGAAACAGCCGAAAUACUAAAGACCGGGCUCUCGGCUUUCGGAAUGGCCUUAACCUCAGGCAUCCUGUGAAUUUCCAAUGAGCGAAAGCAAAUCAAAUUAAUGUUUAUAAAAUAACAAGAGGACAUUUGCGAAUUAACCGAUUUCGUGCCGUGCUUCUCCAAACCAGGUUCGAUGUAUAUCGUAUCGUGUUAGACCAUCGAAGUGGAAAUGGUCGUACCACCUGACGGAGGAUGGGGCUGGGUAAUUGUUGCAGCCUCCUUUAUGUGCAAUUUCUUCGUCGACGGUAUUAUUUUCAGUUUCGGCGUGUUUCUCAACGAUAUCGCGGACGCAUUCUCUGUAUCGAAAGCGAGUGUCGCGUUCGUUAAUUCGUUACAGAGCGGAUUCUAUCUCAUGGUUGGUCCCUUCGUAUCCGCCCUCGCCAAUCGAUAUGGCUUUAGACUAGUGGCGAUAUUAGGAAGCGUGAUAAGCUGCGCCGCCUUCGUCCUCGCGUACUUCAGCACUUCUAUCGAAUUUCUUUACUUUUCUUAUGGUGUCAUCGGUGGUAUCGGAGCAGGUCUAAUAUACGUGCCGGCCGUGAUAACUACCGGUUUUUAUUUCGAAAAAUGGCGAGCCUUAGCUACAGGUAUCGCAGUAUGCGGCUCCGGUAUCGGUGCAUUUUUGCUUGCACCGCUUUCGAAUAUACUCGUGAAAACUUUCGGCUGGAGAGGAGCCUUGCUGUGUCAAGCAGGCAUGAUAUUACAUUGUGCCAUAUUUGGCGCGAUGUUCCGUCCUUUGAAACCAACGAGGAUUAAGGUAAAGAACACCCCGGAAAACGCUGCGCUCGAGGUGAAAACCACGUUAAUGGCAAAAGGUGUGUCAACGACCUCGUUGCAUUGUGUGCAGCCGAAUAGAAGCGGUUUCUUCGGCACGAAUAACAAUACGGAAUACCCGACGGCGGCGGAACUCCUCGGCAGCAACCCUAACAUAGUAAACGCAUCCAAGUCCCUGCAUUCAUUACACAAGGUGCAUAUGGAGACUGAGCCCUUGGAGAGAAAAGCGAGCACUUUGGAGAAACGAUUAUCCGCACCGAUAUAUCCCGCCGAUGACCCCGAUUUGGAUGAUAUGAUUAACGAAGAGAAGAUCGCCGAGGAAAACAAUCUGCUCAGCGGCGAUUUGGAGCGGUUAAAUGGAAAAGUACCGACGAUCCGUCGACAUACGAUUAGUGGCAGGCGUCUCCGAGCGGAUUCGGAAUGCAGCCAAAAGUCUCUUCGAACAGGCAAACGUAAUUCGAAAGAUCCGCAGAGGCCGUUCUACAGAGACGACAUCUUUUACGGCGGCUCUUUGAACAGACUUCCUCAUUAUAGGUCUCAGCAAUCGUCAGUCGGUUAUCACAUGUCAGUGACACGAUUGCCAACGGCAAAGGAUGUGGCAGAGGAAGAAAGCGGAAGUUUCUACCUGUGUCCGGAAAGCGUGCGACGAAUUUUGACUACAAUGCUCGAUUUGAGCCUUCUGAAAAGUCCGUCCUUUUUAAUAUUAGCGAUUUCUGGUGCGCUCACUAUGAUGGGCUUUUAUACGCCCUUCUUGUAUGUAGCAGAUCGAGCAAUAAAAGCUAACAUUGACGCUUCUUCGGCAAUGUUCCUCGUUUCGGUGAUCGGCAUCGGCAACACUAUUGGUCGUAUUGUUUGCGGCUUAGCAAGCAGUUUGCCCGGAGUAAACGCUCUGGUCGUGAACAAUAUAUUUAUCAGCGUCGGUGGUUUAGUAACUAUAUUCUCCGGCCUUUCUUUAACCGAGGGAUAUCAAUUCUUUUAUGCAGCUAGCUUUGGCCUUAGUAUAUCCGUCUUCGCUUCCCUCAGAUCGAUUCUCGUUGUGGAUCUGUUGGGCUUAGAGAAACUAACAAACGCUUUUGGGCUGCUUCUUCUAUUUCAAGGUGUGGCGGCGACUGUGGGCGCGCCUCUUGCAGGUGCGUUCAUGGAUGCGACUGGGAGCUACGACGCUUCGUUCUACCUAUCCGGCAGCUUGAUGCUUAUGUCGGCUGUGAUCUGUUAUCCGCUAAAGAGAAUCAACAUGUGGGAGAGGCGCGAGAAGAAACCGACUGCGACAGAACCUUCCGCGUCCUGAUUGAAGAUACAAAACUGUGCCUCAUUCUUCAUACUCCACGUGCGUGCGCUCAUUCACGCUUAUACAUAUUGUGUCGUACAUAUUAAUGUACAACUAAUAAUUUAUAGUGCUAUAGCCUAAUAAUUUAUACUGAGCGCUCGAACCAAGAAUAUAAUUAUAUCGUAAGCCUUCACGCCAUAAACGACAAAUGAUCGAUCUCAUGUGUGUGAUCGGCAGAACGAUCGGUCGCGUUCGCUCGCGCUCAAGAAUGGCUUUAAAAAUAAAAUCCGAUCAUGCGCUUUAAAAAAUAUUAUCAUUAUACAUAUAGAAGGUGUGUAACGCGAGAGGAAAAUGCUUUUUGUAUACUUGUGAUCUGCUUGUCAAAGGUUUGAUUGUUUUCUUUGACAGGAUAUUUAUUCCACGCAAUGACUUUACAUUUUUAUUCGUAAUCUAUCGCCUCGUGACAAUAAAUUCGUAAGUAAAUUUUGCAUUCCGUUGAAUUCCAAUUUUUUGAUAUUACGUAAACUUUUUCGUCUAAUAGAAGUUUAAAGAAAUACAGUAGAUGGAUUUUAGAUAAUUCUAUAAACUUUUUUUUUUAAACAAAGAUGAUUUAUCUGACUGCUUCUAUUUAAUUAAUAAAUAUUUUAUUCAUUGAAUGGAAUUUAACAAUAUAUAAGAUGGGACCGGAUUGUAAAUAUAUGUGAUAGAAAAUUAUUUCGUGAAAUAGAGUAUCCAGAAUUAAUUGCUUUAUUCAUGUCUUUGGUUAACAUUAGUAUAGAUGAAAGACAAAAGACACUAACAGACGAAAGGUUAUUUAUAUCUUGUAUUUGGAAAAACUUUAUAAUAACAUUUUUAUUUAAAUAAUAAAAUAGAGAAUUUCAAAAGUUUCAUUACGCGAAAGUUAAAGUUAAAUCGAAAGUUUCAAUUUAAAAUGUUUGCUAAAUCUGUUUUAAACACCGAUCGUGGACGACGACAUAAAAUUACUAAAUUGCGACGUCGCAAAUAUUUGUUAAUAAUAAAAAUAAUAGCCAAUAUUAUUUACACACGAUAAUAAAAACAUCUAUUCUUACUUGUAAUUUUACUUGUAAGUUAUAAAUUUGCAUUAAUUACGAUUUUAUGUAAAAAACCGAUUGCAUCAAAUAUGUAUAAAUAUAGGUAUAUGAAUAUUUACCGAUGCGUACUUUUUAAGAUAUAAUGACAUGUCUCCUUAUCUAUGUUCCUAGGCUAUCUAGCCUGGGAAUAUGAAUAAGGUGUCUGGUUACGUCUCCAGACUUUUAAUGGCUCGGGUACCUCGAGAAGGCCAACUCCCGUACUCACCAAUGAGCCCCUGAGGAAGAAGUUGAAUGAGAAAAAAGUACUAUUUUACUAUUUUACUAUUUAAAUAUAUAUAUUUUUGUAAUAAUAACAGUAAAAAGAUAACGGCAAAUAAUUAUAAAUUAUUAUAAGACGAUGAAUAUUUAAUGGUUAUCGAGUAAAUGAUUAUUAAUUCAUCAUUAGGAACUAUUGUGGUGUUGACGAUUUGCUGACUAAUUUUAAACAGAGCAUUUUUAAACGCGAGAUGCGAAUAGCGAAAGAUCGUUGUCCCGAUCAAACAUUCUUUUGACAACGAAAGAGUCGCAAGGUAAAUACGGUCGUGUAAAUUGAUUGAAUUCGUUACGAACCAAUUGUGAUCGUUUCAUAUUUUAUAAUAGCAGUUUUCUUGUGGGAGAAACCGUUAAAAAUAAUGUUGAUAUUUUAAUUUAGAAUAAUAUUGAUAUUUUAAUUAGAAUAAUGUUGCAUAUUGUAUUUCACGUUGUUAUAUGAUGUUAUAUAAUAUUAUGUAUUAUAUUAUAAAACUGAACUGCCACAUGUGCAUCACGUAGCUUAGACUUUUAUAAGAUUUUAAAAUAAAGCAUUUGUGUUUCAUUCACCACUGUAUAUUUCAUGAGUAAGAGUUAAGCAUGUAUAAGAACAGAGCAUGUAUAUUGCAUUGUGUUACGAUAUGCGUUAUGUCUGCGUGUAUCGAAAGAUAUUUUGUAUGCAAAAGCGUAUACGUAUAAUCUAACGAAACACGCAUCUCUUUUGACAUAAUCUUGUUAAUUUAUAAGGUCAUUCCACACCUGGUUGUAAAAGUGACUAAUGUAAGUCUUCCGCUGUGAUAUUUGCAAUUAAUCGAGAAUUAUUUUCGCAAAGCUUAUUAAUAACUUAUUUUGCGAUAGUAAACUUUCAACCUUUCUUUAUCUACACUUUUCUUCAAACAAGUCAUUAUUUAAAAAUGCCUGGUUUUUAUCAGAUAGAUAUAUUUAUAAAAAUUUUUUAUGCUUUUAAAUAUGCUUUUUAAAAUUAUGUAAUGCGAGAUUAUAAAGCAUUUAGUCAGUUUUAAAACUAGCUUCCAAUCAGGCGAAGUUGCUAAUGACGUUUUAUCCAUUUAGGUUUAAGAAAAUUGCUCAAAAGUAAAGUCCGUUCCUUAGUGUUCCUAGUUAUUAAUAUAUGUACUAUAUACACACGCUAUACAACAUACUAUAAAUAUUACAUAGUAAUUCCGUAAAAUCAUACGCCCAGAUUAUCAUUAUACAUAUAAGAAUAAAUUGUGCAAGACAAUUUGAUUGAUGCUGAGGAAACGAUUCCGUUGGCAGAGAUAUGUACAAUAAAUAUAUAGAUUAAAGUACGUUAAAAGAAAUA
Molecule: messenger RNA, 5530 nt
Organism: Temnothorax curvispinosus
Lineage: Eukaryota; Metazoa; Arthropoda; Insecta; Hymenoptera; Formicidae
Product: monocarboxylate transporter 12
Exons: 11
Coding region: 1001-2890 (629 amino acids)
Biological process (GO): transmembrane transport; monocarboxylic acid transport
Molecular function (GO): monocarboxylic acid transmembrane transporter activity
Source: RefSeq, a predicted model, not a curated record